CGAUAAACAUGAGACUUUAGUUGUUACAACUCCCCCCAUUGGUGAAAUGUAUGUCAUGUGAUUACGUCAAGCCAAUCAGUGACUGUCUUUUCACGGCGUAAGGUUUACCCGGUGUUCUCACUUCAAACAUCCUGCCAUCAUGGCUGAGAUACUGCAUGUUCUCUAUGAACAUGCCUGCGGCUACACCUUGUUUCAUGUUGCAGAGUUUGAAGAAAUGUCUAUGCUACUGCCACAAGUGGAAGCAGCUGUGCAUGAUUUGGGCAAGUUUAACGCCAUUGUCAAAUUUGUAGCUUUUUCUCCUUUCAAAAGUGGCACCAAUGCCCUAGACAACAUAAAUAGUUUAUCAGAAGGUAUUCUUCAUGAGAAUCUUCGGGUUUUCAUCGAAAGCAAUGUUCCAAUGUCCAAGAAAAAGGUGAAAUCGCUUCUUGGGGUGGGCGAUUCCAAGUUAGGGUCUGCCAUUUCUGAAGAAAACAGUUUGAAUAUUUCUUGUGUCCACACUGGAGCCAUUCCAGAAAUAAUCAGAGGUAUCCGAGUCCACUUCCACAAAAUGGUGCAGGGGAUGACAUCUGUGACCCAGAACAAGGCCCAGUUGGGCCUUGGUCAUGCCUAUUCUCGUGCCAAGGUGAAGUUCAACAUCAACCGAGUUGAUAACAUGAUUAUUCAGAGUAUUGCACUGUUAGAUCAAUUGGACAAAGACAUCAAUGCAUUCAGCAUGAGGAUCAGAGAGUGGUAUUCCUACCAUUUUCCAGAACUUUACAAAAUAGUCCCAGAACAAGCGCUGUACGCUAAACUAGUGAAAAUCAUCAAGUCACGGAAAACGAUUACAGAAGAAACUAUAGAUGUUAUGGAAGAGAUUCUUAAUGACAGAAGUAAAGCUCAGUCUGUUUAUGAAGCAUCAAAGUCUUCAAUGGGUAUGGAUAUAUCAGUCAUAGACUUACUAAACAUUGAGAUGUUUGCUAAACGUGUGGUUGACCUCAUUGAAUAUCGAGCUAAUCUUGUGGAAUAUCUACAAAAGAAAAUGUCUCAAGUUGCACCAAAUCUCACAGCAUUAAUCGGAGAAACGGUUGGUGCUCGACUUAUUUCUCAUGCUGGAAGUUUGACAAAUCUUGCCAAAUGUCCGGCAUCAACUUUACAGAUUCUUGGAGCUGAGAAGGCACUCUUCAGAGCUUUGAAGGUUCGAGGGAACACACCAAAAUAUGGUCUAAUAUUUCACUCCACAUUCAUCGGGCGUGCUGGCGCCCAAAACAAGGGCAGGAUAUCUCGGUUUUUGGCCAACAAAUGUUCUCUGGCCACCAGGGUUGAUUGUUUUGCAGAUUUCCCAAAUUCUGUGAUUGGUGUACAUCUCCGGCAGCAAGUAGAAGACAGGCUCUUGUAUUUUGAAACAGGUUCCACGCCAAAGAAGAACAUUGAUAUCAUGAGACUGGCACUGGCUGAGGUUGCCAAUCUUUAUGUCAAGCACCAGAAGAAGGAAAAGAAAAAGAAGAAAAAGUCUCUGUCAAUUGUAGAACUGCCAGACAAUGCUAUGGUCAAUGGCGACACUGUGGUGGGCGUUCCUGUUGAUGAGAGCGGCGGCGGGGAUAAGUUGGUUUCUUCAAAGAAAAAGAGGAAGUUGGCAGAUGAAGAAGAAGCUGAGGCUGAUGUGACAGAGAAGAGCAAGAAGAAGAAGAAAAAGAAGCAUGAUGAAAGUGUGGUGGAGGAGGUGGAAACGGUUAAUGGUGGCGGUGAUGAGGUGGAGACUCCGUCAAAGAAAAAGAAAAAGAAAAAGAAAUCUGGUGAUGAGGAAGAGGAGGUGGAGAAGGAAGAGGUAGUAGUUGUAAAUACAGAAACUCCAUCUUCAAAGAAGAAGAAGAAGAAAAAGAAGGCUGAAGAUGAAGAGGAAGCAGAGGUUGUAAAUACGGAAACUCCUGUGUUGAAAAAGAAGAAGAAGAAGAAGAAAUCUGGUGAUGACGAUGAAGCAGAGGAGGAGCAAGUUGUAAAUACGCAGUCUUCAUCAAAGAAGAAGAAGAAAAAGAAGUUGGGUGCUGAAGGGGAAGAUGGGGAAUCAACGACUCCGCUGAAGGGGAAGAAAAAGAAAGAAUCUGAUGAUGUGGAUGUUACAGAAAAUACAGAGACUCCGUCAAAAAAGAAAAGUAAAAAGAAGAAAUCUUCAAAAGUGAAAGAUGAAGAAGACUGAAUGAAUGAGAGGAUUUGCAUGAGUGUGUGUAAGUGUAUGGCUGUGUUAUCAAAGACGGAUGCUACUGAUAGGUAGCAUCUGUGGCGGACCAUUUUAAAUUAUGUUAUUUUUUAAUGUGUAUUUCCAAUACUUUGGUUAUUGGAUAACAAAAAAGAGAAGAAAAAAUAAAGGUUUAAAUUUUAU
This is a messenger RNA of Octopus sinensis (East Asian common octopus), 2356 nucleotides long. Its product is annotated as nucleolar protein 56. NCBI's taxonomy places the organism in Eukaryota, Metazoa, Mollusca, Cephalopoda, Octopoda, Octopodidae. The record is from RefSeq and is a predicted model, not a curated record. The transcript has 10 exons. Bases 140 to 2173 code for a protein of 677 amino acids. Gene Ontology annotation, molecular function: snoRNA binding. Gene Ontology annotation, cellular component: small-subunit processome; box C/D methylation guide snoRNP complex.